GAUGUAUUUUCACAUCUCUAUAUUGAGUAGAAAUACAAACUUUAAGUAAAUCAAUACGAAUCCCGAAUCCCGGAAUAAAUGCGCAACGGUCACGGUUACGGCGCGAGAAAAUGCAGUGCUAAUUUAGCGUAAGCAUCGCGGCAACGCAGUUCAUAAAGUGCAAAGAAAAAUUUUCGGGUGCCAAAGAAUCUACACACACCAGCGCACACACACUGUUAAAUCCUAAAAAGCCGGCUCAGCAGGAGGCGAAAAACGUUUUCCAAACGCAUCACAUGUAAAUGAGAUGCCGUCGCGUCGGCAGCAGAGGCAGCAGCAAGCAAAACCACGCCGACAUCGCCAUCGAUGCCACCAGGAACAUCAGGAGCGCCAGCAUCUGAUUAUUGAGUGAAGAGUGAGUGCCGUGUGUAGUGAGGAGAGUGGAGAGUAGCGCGCAACGAGUGAAGGCGAAUCGGUCCGUUCGACAAUUGAUAAGUGGAUUAGUGAAAAGUAGCUGCAGCACAGGAGACAACGCACUGAUCUAGCGGAGGCGGGAGGCGAGGCACACGCCGGGUAUUCAAGAUGAAGCGACGCAACGCGGACUGUGGCAAGCUGCGACGGCCGAUGAAGCGCAACAAAAUCACAGAGGGCAUGUACGGCAGCACAACUGUCCUGUACAUGAAGUUUUUGAUACUUUGGGCCAUUGUAAUGGUUGCCGAUUUCAUGUUCAUGUUCCGCUUUGAGUACUUGUGGCCAUUCUGGCUACUCCUUCGCUCCGUGCACGAUUCCUUCAAGUACAAGGGCCUGGCAUUUUCCGUGCUGUUCGUGUGCAUAGCGAUAACGUCGGAUCUGGUCUGUUUGUUCUUCAUACCCGUUCACUGGCUGCUCUUCGUGGCCAGCACCUAUGUCUGGGUGCAGUACGUCUGGCAUACAGAUAAGGGCAUCUGUCUGCCGACCAUAAUACUCUGGAUGUUGUUUGUCUAUCUUGAGGUUGGCAUACGAUGGAAGGACAGUCGCCACAUGCCGCACUUGGAUCUCUGCCGGCCGUUCGCAGCGCAUUGCAUUGGCUAUCCGGUUGUAACGCUCGGAUUUGGCUUCAAAAGCUAUGUGGGCUACCGUAUGCGUCAGCGCAAGCAGCGAGAGGUGGCCAAGGACAACGAGUUUUACAUGCAGUUAUUGCAGCAGGCGCUGCCCGCCGAAGAGGCCACUGAGGAGGCGACAGGAGCGGGAGCGCCAACGCCACCCAGCACCGUCGUGGUGGCCAACGGUUCGGCCACAACGCCGGCUUUGGUCGCAUCCGCAACCGCAGCAUCUGCGGCGGCGAACGGCAUUCUGGCCACUGCCACGCAAGCACAAAACCAUCAUGAGCAUCAUCACAGCGGCGGCGCCGGCGCCAGCAGCAGCUCGAGCAAUAGUAAUCAUCAUCAUCACCACCAUCAUAGUAACAGCAGUGGCAGCAGCAGCCACAACAAUAACAAUGGCAGCGCAGGAGGAAAGGACAGCAGUUCGAAUGACAGCGCAACGGUCGCAUCGUCACCGACGUCUUCCGCUGCAGGGGCAGCGUCAGGUGCGUCAGCGGCUGCGUCCACGGGCUAUGUCACGGCGUCGUCAGCGGGAAAGCAGUCCUUGUCGUCGUCGGCGGCAUCGUCAGCAGCCAGCGCGGCCACAACAGGUGCAGCAAUUACUACUUGUUCCACUUCCGUCUCAGCUCUUUCUGCCGCUAUGACUGCGAAUUUAGCGACACAGCAGCACUAUCAGCAACAACAGCAGUCGGGGGCGGCAGCAUUCCCAUCUUCUUCUGCUUCUUACUCUUCUUCCGCCUCCUCCUCUUCUGACGGUGUCGAUGCUGACGGUUGUUGUGGUGCCACCUCCAAUGGUCACGCCGGUGGUUCAAGGAACCAUCGACGCAGCAUGGACAAGGAUAACAAGCAUCGCAACAACAAGGGCGACGCCGCUGCUGAUAAUGAGCACAACAAUGGGUCGCGGCAUGGGGGUAAAAAUAGCAGCAACAACUAUUCCCAGGCCGAUGGUGGCGCUGCCACAGCAACCACAAGCGCCACAUCAACUAAUAGUAAGGAUAAGGAUAAGGAGAAGUCAGACUGGGAUAGUAGUGGCAGCAACUAUCCACAACAGCAGCAGGGCGGGAAGGAAAACAAGCACGAUAAAAAGGCGGGCCAUGCGACGGUACCCAAUGGAAGUGCUAAUCAUAUAGAGGCCGACGAGACGGGCAGUGCGGAGCCAGCAGCUCCGGCUGAAAAGGCGCCCAAAGGGCGACGCAAUCGCGGCAAAAAGGAUAACAACGCAGCAAAGGACAAUCACAGCCAUCAGCAUCAGCUGGCUCAACAGCAGCAAAAGGAUAAGGACAAGGAAAACACAGCCAACAACAACAACGAUGCCAGCUCGGUAUCCUCAUCGGCCAGUUCCACCUCGAGCAACAACGCCAUCGCGCACAUUGCCAGCAAGGUUGUAUCCAAGAUCUGUGAAACUUGCCUCAAAUUGGAGGCCGAUGUGAAGAAGUAUCGCGCCGAAAUCAGCCAUAUGAAGCAAAUCGAAAACGAGCUGCGCCAGAAGCUGGACGCCAAUCUGACCAGCAAGUCAUCGCUGCAGGCCAAACAGAAGGAGUGCGACGAGCUGGAGAAACGGAUCCAGGAGCUGAACAAUGCGCGACACUCGGACAUGUUGAACCUGCAGACGGUGGAGAGGCGACUAAACGAAGAGCGCCGGCAGAAGCAAUCCCUCGAUGCUCAACUGGCCAACGAGAAGAAGGCGCGCAAGGUGGCCGAGGAGAAGGCAGCACGUCCCGAGUGCAGUGCCCAAUGCAAGCAAAGGCGCCAGCAGAUGGACGAGGAACAGAAGCGGCUGCGUGGCGAGCUGAAGCAGACUGAGGAGGCCAAACAGUUGGCUGUGGAACACGGACGGAAAUAUGAACAAGAGUAUCGCAUGCUGGAGGCGAAGCUUCGAAGCCGUGAAUCGUCGCAGACCGAAUCCGAGAUGCUGCUGAAUGCCAUUGCCGCCAUGCAGGACAAGAAUGCAACGCUCGAGAAGAAUCUAUCCGCAGAGACGAGAGUCAAGCUGGACUUGUUCUCGGCUCUGGGCGCUGCCAAGCGCCAGAUCGAAAUAUCUGACAACCAUCGUCGCUCCAAAGAGGAGGAGGUCAUUGAUCUCAAGGCCAAGAUUGCCCAACUGCUGGCCGUGAUGCCGGACAAUUUGUGCAUGAACACUGGCCCACAUGGACCGGCCAGUAGCAUUCUGCGCAUGAAUGACACGCCACCACUGCAGUCGGGUCCCGGACCGUCCUCGCCCAUGCUCAGCCUGAGCGCUGCCGCCCAGGAGUAUCAGCAGCAUCAGCAGCAACAGCAUCAACAACAUCAGCAGCACCAGCAGCAUCAGCAACAGCAGCAUCAGCAACAGCAGCAGCAUCAGCAACAACAGCAUCAGCAACAGCAGCAGCAUCAACAGCAGCAGCAGCAUCAUAUUGCCGUCUCCCAGCAGCGCCUGGAUCCCAAUGCCAGUGUCUACACGCCCAAGACUGGCAAUAUGAUGGUGGUGUCGCCGGUGGGCAUGAACCCAAACGGAACGGAUGCCUGACGCCAACAGCAGUCCUCGUCGCAGUCGUCGUCGUCGUCGUCCUCGCACCUGCAUCUGAGACGACAAGUUUGAGAUUAUUAUACUUUAUAUUAAUUAGGGAAAACAACAACCACAAACAGCCGUCGCCACAGCAAACGAUGAGCAGCAGCAGCAGUUUGCUACCAAUAUCUGAAUGUCCGUAAUAUACAUAAGCAGUCUCUCCUUUCAAAUUUCAAGAGCACUGAAUGCAGGCCCCAAAAAUUUCUAAACAAUUCCCGUUGUACGUUGUACGUUUUACGUUCUACGUCUUACGUUUUACGUUUCAAGAGUUUCCUAAUUUUCAUUUCCGCAAUAAAUUUGGCAUUCCAAUAGAAAUGUAUCUUGAAGAAGGCCUCGCUCCGAUUGUUUUGAGUCGGCUGCCUCGCCACCACCCGACACCACACCACAUACACACACACAUUCAGUAUCUCUCCCUUCUAUCACGAAAAGUAAAAGAUUACUUUAACAAGAUGAUUUGAAAACUUGAAUCACGAAACACAAAUUUCUAAAAAUAAUAACAAAUUGAAAAUGGCGAUUCGUAUUUUUAAUUGAACAAGUGCGAGAGAGGAGAAACUUCCGGAAUCCUAUGUUCUUCAUUAUUUUACCAAACGCUGUGAGAGAGUUGGACCAACCUUAGUGAUGGCCUUUGAUCUGGGGGGGAUUCUCCCGCCCGACUCAAUGGAAUAUAUAUUUUUGAAGUCUGCGCCCUUGAUUUAUUAUCUCAUUAAAUUAUUUUUGUUAUAAAACCUUAAAUGUAUGCUAUAAUUUAGAGCCUAUCACUUUUGAAAAAACAACAAGCUGCUAACGAAACGAGUUUCUUUUUAAGUUUUAAUUUAUUUUUGUUUAGUUUUGCUGUUCCUAAGAAAAAAGAAAAAAAUCGAAAAGAAGUAAGAGAAAAAAGCUUAAGUUUAUUUACGAAAAGCGAGAAGCGACGACUAUUUUGUUUAAUAAUAAAAGAACAACAACUUUUGGCUGCGCGAAGCAAGCACCUUUAA
Molecule: messenger RNA, 4577 nt
Organism: Drosophila kikkawai
Lineage: Eukaryota; Metazoa; Arthropoda; Insecta; Diptera; Drosophilidae
Product: macoilin-2
Biological process (GO): neuronal signal transduction; chemotaxis
Cellular component (GO): nuclear membrane; rough endoplasmic reticulum membrane
Molecular function (GO): microtubule binding
Source: RefSeq, a predicted model, not a curated record